AUGACGGAACCUGAGACAACUUCAGCUGUUGAAAAAAAUUGGUUCUUUCAGGAUAUUCGAAAAACCGUACUUAUGAUGAAGGACAUCGCAGUUCAAUUGGAGAAAGACAAGCACUUUGACAAGGAUUAUGCAAAUUACAACUCAGAUAUAAAAGUAGUGGGAAGGUAUCCUUCAAUUGACUAG
This is a messenger RNA of Sphenostylis stenocarpa, 183 nucleotides long. NCBI's taxonomy places the organism in Eukaryota, Viridiplantae, Streptophyta, Magnoliopsida, Fabales, Fabaceae. The record is from the annotation of a GenBank genome assembly.